AUGAUUCCAGUUGCCAGUGCCAGUACAGGGCUAGCCAGCGCGGGAUUGAUUAAGCAGAUUCUUGAGCAGGAGGAGGACGGGACAGGAAAGAAACCACAUAUCAUGCUGGACCAGGAUUGUAUUGAGCGUGGUUACGGAUCCCAUGCUGUGUGGCUUGACCGAGAACUUACUUUGGAUCAUGUUGGCUUCCAGCCGGAAGAGCUGGCAACAGUGCCUUGUCGUUAA
Messenger RNA from Aspergillus nidulans FGSC A4, 225 nucleotides. RefSeq lists its product as uncharacterized. The transcript has 2 exons. The coding region runs from base 1 to 225 and encodes 74 amino acids. Lineage: Eukaryota; Fungi; Ascomycota; Eurotiomycetes; Eurotiales; Aspergillaceae. The record is from RefSeq and is a predicted model, not a curated record.